Molecule: messenger RNA, 933 nt
Organism: Penicillium macrosclerotiorum
Lineage: Eukaryota; Fungi; Ascomycota; Eurotiomycetes; Eurotiales; Aspergillaceae
Product: 5'-methylthioadenosine/S-adenosylhomocysteine nucleosidase family protein
Exons: 2
Biological process (GO): nucleoside metabolic process
Molecular function (GO): catalytic activity
Source: RefSeq, a predicted model, not a curated record
CGAAAUGCCUAUUCCACCCCUUCAUCACGCGAAGACUUCAAAAUCGCUAUCAUUUGUGCACUCACACUGGAGGCGAAAGCUGUAUUGCCAUUGCUCGAGACUACCUAUGAUGACAGCCUCCACAUCGAAUACGGAAAGGUGCCUAGUGACCCUAACGCCUACACGUUAGGAAGCGCUGAAAAAUAUCAUGUCGUCAUCGUACAUAUGCCAGGACAAGGCAAAGGGUUUGCGUCGAGCGUUGCAAGCAAUAUAAAAAGAAGCUACCCAAAUAUCGAGCUGGCACUGGUGGUGGGUGUAUGUGGUGGUGUUCCCAAUGGGGUAGUGCAGCAUGACCUAGGAAAGCGUGUUCCUGGUAAAUUCGUUCGUAAGAACACAGUGCCUGCCAAUCUCGGGAGGCGGAGCCCACAGAUACUUGCAUUCCUGAACAAAUUGGACGUUGGCUAUAAGCGAUUGACAUCUCGAUUAGCCUCCUACCUGGUGAAAGUUCAAGAAGAUUUCCAAAGUGAAUAUCCAGGCGUCACAAAGGACAAACUUUUCAGUCCUGACUACAAACACAAGUCCACAAAUUGUCGCUGUGAUCAAGCUAUUUGUCACGAUGAUAAUAACAUCGUUCGUCUUCGAGCCUACGACCAAAGUGACCCGAGAAUACAAGUACAUUUUGGUCUUAUGGCUUCCGGAGAUACGCUCAUGACGUCUGCUAAAGACAGAGAUCGAAUCGCGAAAACCGAAAACGUUAUCGGGUUUGAAAUGGAAGGCGCAGGAGUUUGGGACAAUCUACCGUGCAUUGUGAUAAAAGGAGUGAGCGACUAUGCAGAUAGUCACAAGAGUAAGGAAUGGCAGCAUUAUGCAACAGCAAGUGCAGCAGCAUGUAUGCGUGCGAUCCUGGAUGAGAUUCCGGUUUCCCUGUCAGCAUCGGCAACUGAAAGUGUGUAA